This is a messenger RNA of Glycine soja, 1033 nucleotides long. RefSeq lists its product as uncharacterized. The transcript has 2 exons. The coding region runs from base 102 to 884 and encodes 260 amino acids. The record is from RefSeq and is a predicted model, not a curated record. NCBI's taxonomy places the organism in Eukaryota, Viridiplantae, Streptophyta, Magnoliopsida, Fabales, Fabaceae.
GCAAGUCAAAGGUGCACUUACUAGUUCAAUAGUCCACUCCUGUUGUCUAUUGCAUUGAGUUGAAAUCACUCUUCAACUUACAAAACUCUGUUCUUUCCUCCAUGAAUUCAAUUUCUUUAGGUACCUUCGUCUUCACUCCCCCUCCAGCAUGCAAGUUCCGCCCCCUUCUUCAAACCAAACACCAACCCAUCUUCCACAGCCUCUGCAGCAGUGGUCUCACUCUCUCCCGAAUUUCUCUGACCCAAAAACCCACUUUUCUACGAGCCACGGACUCAAACACCGACGCCCCCAUUUCCCUCCCCGAGGGCGCGUCCUUCGUUUCCAUCCCAGAAAUCAUCGAGAAGGACUGGUCCGUGCUCGAUUGCGCCGAACACCGAAACAUUGACCGCAUUAUAGCUUCCGGCAACGUCGGACAGAAUUCGAGGGUUUUGGUCUCAACUGGGUCCGAAGACUUUGUUGAUACCUUAGUGGGUUUAACUCCCUCUGUGUUUGUUGUUCAUGACUCGCUUCUCACGCUGGCUUGUAUCAAAGAAAAAUAUGACAGGGUCAAGUGUUGGCAAGGGGAGAUUAUUUAUGUUCCGGAAAAGUGGGCUCCUUUUGAUGCUGUGUUUCUUUAUUUUCUACCUGCGUUGGCCUUCAAACUUGACCAAAUUUUGGGCUCUUUGGCUGGGAAAUGUGCAACGGGUGGAAGGGUGAUUAUCAGUCAUCCCAAAGGGAGAGAAGUAUUAGAACAGCAACGAAAACAGUACCCAGAUGUUGUAGUUUCUGACCUACCUGAUAAAACAUAUUUACAAAGUGUUGCAGCUGCCCAUUCUUUUGAUGUGGCUGAAUUUGUGGAUGAACCUGGCCUUUAUUUAGCCAUUUUGAUCUGCUCAAGGGCUUAAAAACUAGAGUGUAUACAUUUGAAUACACAAUUUGAUUGAACUUUUUAUAUGGUGUUUUCUUUUUUUGACUGUUAGCUUGAAUUUUGGGAUGGAAAAUUAUAGAAUAAUUUGAUUGAUAUGUGAGCCUUCCCCUCACUUGGCUUCUGGAA